Molecule: messenger RNA, 1417 nt
Organism: Cuscuta epithymum
Lineage: Eukaryota; Viridiplantae; Streptophyta; Magnoliopsida; Solanales; Convolvulaceae
Source: the annotation of a GenBank genome assembly
AUAGUUCUUCUUUUUUCAUAUAAACUCUCUUCUACGUUCUCCCUCAGAUUCCCUCCUUUUUUCCAUUGAGGAUGCAACCCCGCCCAGACAGAAACAAAACUCCAUACAUCCCAUGCUUCCUUCAGUUAAUUUCAAGACCCAAUUUUCUGGUUUGACUUGCCAGCUGCUUGCUGUUGUUUUCUUCUUUCUGCCCUUUUCUCUCAGAUUUCUCCAAAAACGGGGCUUUCUUGGCGCCCUUUCAGUCAUUCUUGAAUUAUGCCUACACUUUUCUUGUGCGUAAAAUAGUCUAAAUCAUAGAGAUAGAGAGCGAAAACAAACAAAGGGUUGUCGUUUUAGGUUGUAUGAAAAAAGCCGCCUCUUUUAUUUAUUGGGAUGUAAAGAAUGGCGGGUGUAAGUAAUGGGGUGAAUCCGGUGAUGAUGGGUACGGGUGGAGUGGACAGCCCUGGUUCGGGUUCGGGCGGGUUUGAAGCCCGGCCCAUGAAAUUCCAGAACAACCAGCAGAUUAAUUCGGACUGGAGUGAUGAAGAGCAGGCUAUACUGGAACAGUGUCUUGCCAAGUAUGCAGCAUAUAAUUCGACAAACAUAGCUCGCUAUGCAAAAAUUUCAUUGCAGCUGAAUAACAAGACAGUCCGUGAUGUGGCAUUGCGUUGUAGAUGGAUGGCUAAAAGAGAGAGCGAGAUGAAAAUGGAAAAGGAUUCAAUUCCAAUUAGGAAGAUGACCGCUGAUAAAAAGGCUAAGUUGGUUUACUCCCCCAGAUGGACAGCAAACAAUAACAACAAUGGAAAUCUAGCCUUGUUCAAUGCAACUGUACAGCUUCUUCAGCAUAACUCUAGGGUGUUUGAUCAGAUCUCCACAAAUCUCACUUCAAAUCAGAUACAGGACAACAUUAUUCUAUUGCGUCAUGCACGUGAAAAUCUCUUCAGUGUAUUAACCAACCUUAAUGAGCAACAGAGUUUCAUAUCUCGGAUGCCACCACUCCCGGUUGAGUUGAACGAGGAACUGGCUAAUUCCAUCCUUGCCCCUGCUUCCACUUGCUUCACGUGGAAGUGAUUGCUCCUUGUUCAUCGAAGUGAUCGACUUGUUGGUCUGGGGAGAAAAAGCACCACCGGAUUAAAUUGGAGUAGCUUUGUGUAGGAUAUAUACAUUUACCAUGGUAAUUUACAUAUAAGUGCUCUUUGAGUCAAGCAGUUCAGUUUACAAGUAUGUAUAGCAGUAAUAAACUUAUCCAGAACCCUCCUCAGAUAGAAGUAAUCAUCUAGUCUAUUGUUGGAGAAGAAAAAUGUACAUGUAGGAGCAUUAUUUGAAGCAAGAAAUAUACACAAUUCAGUCAUGUUCCAAUGACAUGUACAUUGAUUCUUACAAUUAAUAUUAAUUUUGUGGGACAAAAAUUAUGAUGGUGACAGUAUUCCAAUUAUUG